AUGCCGGUGGUGAUCCGGAGCACGGUGGCCGUCCUUGGAGACCCGCAGACGGGGAAAAGCGCGCUCCUCAACACCGUUUGCGGGAAUGGGGGGCAACAUGCCCUGCAGCCGACCAUGCGGCCAGAUGUUUUCAAGAAGCAAAUAAAGAUACCAGGGUCAGAUUACAGCGUCGACCUUAUUCUCAUCGACUGCCCCUCACAUCACCUUUCUUUCUCCCUGACAAAGAAGGCGAUAGCAGAAUGCCAGCAAAUCCUCGUUCUUUCGUCUUUUCUCAGCGCCGAUUCCCUGGCCAAUAUGGCAAAGUGGAUUGAGAUGUUUCGGGAUGCAACGAUGAUCCCGAAGGUUUCUGGCGUUGCAGCAAUAAGCUAUGCACACGAAGACUCGUCUCAGUUUACAUUUGAAGAGGCAGAGCGGCAGGCGAAGUCGCUCGGCCUGGGCGCUGUCCAGUGCAAUCCGGCCACUGGAAGGGACUGUGACACGCCCUUUGCCAUGCUCGCCCACCUUGCCCACAAGCGCUUCUUGAAGAACGGGGAGUAA
Giardia duodenalis is the source of this 537-nucleotide messenger RNA. RefSeq names its product Rab GTPase-like family protein. The record is from RefSeq and is a predicted model, not a curated record. The coding region runs from base 1 to 537 and encodes 178 amino acids. The transcript has a single exon. Lineage: Eukaryota; Fornicata; Diplomonadida; Hexamitidae. Gene Ontology annotation, molecular function: GTP binding; GTPase activity.